Molecule: messenger RNA, 779 nt
Organism: Linderina pennispora
Lineage: Eukaryota; Fungi; Kickxellomycota; Kickxellomycetes; Kickxellales; Kickxellaceae
Exons: 2
Coding region: 41-709 (222 amino acids)
Source: RefSeq, a predicted model, not a curated record
UUCAGCUCUGUUCAAAUUUACAACCAGUUCAAUUGCUAGCAUGCCGAUAUUCGAUGGCAAACGCGCCUGGUUCUCGGCGAACGUUCCCGCUGCACAUAUCAGCGCCUGGGUGGCUGACGGCGGGAUACAGAUCAGAGACAUACGAAAGCCGGCCAUUCAAUACUACUUCAGCAAUGCGCUGGACGACGAGGAGACCGUUGAGCUGAUGCGGCGGCAAGAGAAGGUUGUUUACAAGUCUGCGUGGAUCACAGACUCCUCGCUUUCCCGCACACGGCAGCCAUUGGGCUCGUACACCCUGCAGGGAUUCCGACAGUUGGACCGUCUGCUCAGCAGCCCAGUAGUGGAGCGGCACACGUCGGUGCGCGGCAAUCACUCGCCAUAUGCGCGGCAUUCCGCCGUUGUCGACCUGCAGUCGCAGUCACCGCCAGCAAACUUUUAUGUAUCUCCGCGACACAUGCUUCAGCAGCCUAGACAAUGGCGAGCAGCUCGCCGAGACGAUAUCUCGGAGACCCAGAGCAUGCGCUCGCAGUCCAGCAUGCGCUCGAACACAAGCUCCGUGCUCAGCAGCUAUGGCCGCAGGCAGCGUGUCGUUAGUCGGUUUAUUAUACAUGCCGAUCAGCCGACCAGAAAUUCGAUUAUGAGCGCUGCCGUGGACUUUACGCCCAACGAGCACGGGUUUGUCGCCUACAAGAUCCCGAAGCUGGCGUAACCAGCGCUGAUUUUGUGUAUUUUUAGAAGCCCUGUGCUUGCCCAACAAUGGAGUAGACUGGCGUGCAUGC